AUGCAAUAUCAUAAUCCACUUCACCACCACCAAUCCCAUGUUGGAGGUUGGCAUUUUAACACAGGGGAAGGCGAAGCGCAUUAUCAUAAUGCACACGUUCCACCUGUUAGUCCAACGAAUCCUCAACAACAUUCUUAUUAUCCCCCUUCUAAUGUCCAAUAUCCUAAUUAUCAGCAUCCUAUCGCUACUUCACAAUAUCCUAAUUCUCAAUACCCACAGUACAAUGUUCAACCACAUCAUCAACAACCUCAACAGUCACAUCCACCCGUACAAACACCUCCCAUACAAACACCUCCCAUAGAUACACCUUCCAUACAUACACCUCCCAUACAAACACCUCCCAUACAAACACCUCCGACAAAUAAUAAUUUUUCUAGUAAUCCUGAAAUAAAUAGUCAAGAAGAUCUCGAAGCUUCGCCAAUGCAUAACCCGUCAAAGUGGAAAAAAAUAUGGUGGGGUGGAUUUGCUGUUAUCAAUUUUUAUACAUUAAUUGGCACACUUUUAUUGGUUUAUAUGCUUUAUAAAGAGGCAGAUAAGAAGUCAAUUUCAAGAGAUGUGUUUAUCAUUAUCGCAAUCUUUGAAUUAUUACCACGUUUCCUUAAUAUUUAUCAAAUAAAAAAGUUCACUUGCGCUAACCUUGGUUUUUGGGAUGGAGUCGGUAUCUUCAUAGGCAAAAAAGAAGCAUAUUUGUUAUUCGGCAAUGAAUAUUUAACCGAAAAACAAGUAGGGCAAUUAUCCUUUGUUGCCGAUUUAAUUUGUUUCUUUUAUCUCGGUUGGUUAGUCUACGCGUGGCAUACAGAUUUGGGACAUCUGAAAGAGGAUAGCACACUACAAGACGACAUGAUUAAGAAGGCUGGGACGAACCUUAUACUGUUAGCUGUGGCCGCGCUGUUUUUGGUUCUUCGUGCAAUUGGAGAAUUAUUAAGAUUCAUAUUUAUGCGCGGGAAAUAUAAUCAUACUACGCGGAGAGAAAAAGAGACAAUAACCGAAUCAUCACGUGGAUUAAGUGAAUCUGAUGAUAAUAAAAGUAAAGAAGAAAGAAAAAAACUCGUCGAAGAAGUUUAA
Ambispora leptoticha is the source of this 1065-nucleotide messenger RNA. NCBI's taxonomy places the organism in Eukaryota, Fungi, Glomeromycota, Glomeromycetes, Archaeosporales, Ambisporaceae. The record is from the annotation of a GenBank genome assembly.